GGCCUGUUUUGAUGAACUCCAGAUGACAAAUGUUCUGGUGUGGCUUGUGCUGGAUUACAUCUGUGAUGGAGUUUAUAUUCUGGAUACUGUUGUUCGUGUCCACACAGGGUUCUUGGAUCAAGGCUUGUUGGUGAAAGAUGUGCGUCGUCUGAGAGAAACCUACAUCCGGACAUUACAGUGUAAACUUGAUAUCUGCUCCAUCCUCCCCACGGACCUCCUGUACCUCACAGUGGGCAUGAGUUACACUCCUCUUCUUCGGUUCAACCGGCUCCUGCGACUUCCACGCUUGUUUGAGUUCUUUGAACGGACGGAAACACGCACAAGCUACCCCAACGCCUUCCGCAUCUGGAAGCUGGUCCUGUACAUCCUGGUCAUCAUCCACUGGAACGCCUGUGGGUACUACAGCUUCUCCAAAGUCCUGGGACUGGGCUCGGACUCAUGGGUUUAUCCCAACGCAUCAGACCCGGAGUUCGGCUCCCUGGCUAGAAGCUACAUUUACUGUCUGUACUGGUCCACUCUGACACUGACCACCAUUGGAGAAACACCUCCUCCUGUUAGAGAUGAGGAGUACCUGUUCUUGAUAUUUGACUUUCUGGUUGGAGUUCUAAUCUUUGCAUCCAUAGUCGGGAACGUUGGAUCCAUGAUCUCCAACAUGAACGCAACAAGAGCCACCUUCCAAACUCGCGUGGACGCUCUCAAACAUUACAUGCACUUUAGACACGUCAGUAAGGUGCUGGAGCAGCGCGUCAUUCGCUGGUUUGACUACCUCUGGACCAAUCAGAAGACAGUCGAUGAACAGGAAGUGCUGAGGAGCUUGCCUAGUAAACUACGAGCAGAAAUAGCCAUCAAUGUUCACCUGGACACACUGAAAAAGGUGCGUAUAUUUCAGGACUGUGAGGCAGGACUUCUUGUAGAGUUGGUGUUAAAACUUCGACCUCAAGUUUUCAGUCCUGGUGACUACAUCUGUAGAAAGGGCGAUGUGGGCAAGGAGAUGUACAUCAUUAAAGAUGGCCGCCUGGCGGUAGUGGGCGAUGACGGAGUCUCCCAGUUUGCCGUUCUGACGGCAGGAAGCUGCUUUGGAGAGAUCAGUGUCCUGAACAUCAGCGGCAGUAAGAUGGGGAACAGACGCACAGCAAACAUCAGGAGUCUGGGCUACUCGGAUCUGUUCUGCCUGUCCAAGCAGGACCUGAUGGAGGCACUGCAGGAGUUCCCUCAUGCCCGGGCCCAGCUGGAGCAGAGAGGGCGGGACAUCCUGCAGAAGGAGGGGCUCCUGGAGGAAGCCAACGUGUGUGUGGGGGAAGAGAUGGAGGAGAAGAUGGAGAGGCUGGAAAGCAGUCUGGAUCGCCUGCAGACCUGUUUGGCCCGUCUGCAGAGUGAGUUCAACUCGUCCCAGCGUMGACUGAAACAGCGCCUGACAGCCCUGGAGCACAGCGUUCCAGCAGUGGUGUCAGGCAGCGGCUUCCUGUCAGAGGCUGACGGCACUGAGAGCCUUCCUCCCUGUGAGGCCGUCCGCAGUGAAGUCAGCAUCAGGCUCUGAGGAGUCCUCAUCACUUCUGCAUCCUUCAGUUACCUGUCCUGUUUCAGAUCUGUCCACCUGUCUGCAAUUUAUUUCUUCUUCAUGGUUCAAAACUAAAACAAG
Molecule: messenger RNA, 1639 nt
Organism: Austrofundulus limnaeus
Lineage: Eukaryota; Metazoa; Chordata; Actinopteri; Cyprinodontiformes; Rivulidae
Product: cyclic nucleotide-gated olfactory channel
Biological process (GO): monoatomic cation transmembrane transport
Cellular component (GO): plasma membrane; intracellular cyclic nucleotide activated cation channel complex
Molecular function (GO): protein-containing complex binding; intracellularly cGMP-activated cation channel activity; intracellularly cAMP-activated cation channel activity
Source: RefSeq, a predicted model, not a curated record